This is a messenger RNA of Racocetra persica, 1988 nucleotides long. Lineage: Eukaryota; Fungi; Glomeromycota; Glomeromycetes; Diversisporales; Gigasporaceae. The record is from the annotation of a GenBank genome assembly.
CUUCAACUAUAUCAUGCACAUUCUCUUAUUACACUUCUUCAAGGGCUUUCUCCUUCAUUUCGUACUAAUUUUAAAGUCUUGCAAGACUUUAUUGGUGCACACCAUCCAUUCGAGACCAUACCUGUCAAUACUUGUUUUCCUGCCUAUCCAUGGAUUGCUAGGCAAUCCAAACAUAUUUAUGAUAUGGGCCGUGCAACUGAAAUAUAUUUGAAUUUCGGUAUGGACGCCGUUGACUCGCUCCGAGACUGGAAUGAUGAGUUUCAAUCUCAACGUGAAUACCCAAGGGUCGAGUUAAGAGAUCGGGUGUUACGCGAAAGACUUAUUAAUAAAAUUCAGGCCGAUUUCACAGAGAGUGCUGUCAAGGGUGCCAUUGCUGUUAUUAAUGGUAAUGUCAUUCCUUUUAAUCCUCGUGAUCCCGAGGACGAACACAUUAAAGCGUUUGAUACAAGAGGGACAUUUUCAAAACUUGGUGGGAACGAUGCUGCACAUGUAGCCACCGGAAAAGACAUGGAAGGAAUACGAACUGUGAAUUCUAUUGACAUAGAAGGGUUAUAUACACUUGGUUGUGUUGUUAUAGAUUAUAAGGGUGUCCGCAUAGUUGCGCAAACUAUUGUACCAGGAAUUUUCAGGCGUCAAGAUGAUUCUUCUAUUGUAUACGGUUAUUUUGACAAUGGACGUGACAAUCCGAAAUUAUGUGCUAAUGCGGAGUUCCACGAAAUAGUAGGGAAAGCUGCAAAAGCACUUCAUCUUGAAGAACACAGCGUUUGUGAUGCAAAAGGAACAACAGUUAAACUUUACACUUCUUUGGAAACAAAGGGCUUGAUGGGUGACGAUGGACGGCGGUACUUGUUCGAUCUGUAUCGCCUUAAUCCGGUUGAUAUAGAAUUUAUAGAAAAAGAGUGCGAGCCUAAGGAAGGGAGCGAUAUCCCCACCUAUCCUCACAGAUUGGCGCUUCUUAGACCAGAAUUGAUAGAAUCAUAUUGGGAUUAUAGAUUCCGGUUGUGGUUGCAAGAUAAAGCCAAAGAAAAAGAGGCUGGCGAUUCGACUAAGGAAGCAACAAUCACCGAAUCUGAUGAGUUUAAUUUAGCUUUUAAUCCGGAUGCAUUUACAAAUUUUAAUACGCCGACGGGAGAGGAGCAUGCAGCACGCAAGGCUGCUGAUGAAGAAAAUGUGCGGAAUGCAUCAAAAUAUUUGAGAGAUACGGUUAUUCGGAUGUUGAUUAUAGAAUUUACUACCCUAGCUGUAUCCCCUGUUGACGGAAUAUCCCUCACUACAACGAUGCACCGUCGGGGAAUCAAUAUGCGGUAUUUGGGAAUGAUUGCUAAUAUUAUUAAUGAAUCACAGGAUCACAAAUUAGAUCAUGUAAAGCAUCUUAUUAUACAUGAAAUGAUAAUUCGAGCAUCAAAACGCAUCCUUCGUGGUCUUCUUCGCCAAAUCACGAAUACGUACAUCCCAUAUUGUGUUUCACAUUUUUUGAAUUGCUUAUUAGGCACAGAUGUUAAUAUAAACCCCCAGCCUUUAGUACCAGACUCCACUACUAGUAAUAAAAACCUUGAAUAUGAUUACCUGACCCUUACACCAUCGUCACUUUGCCAACAAAUUCACGAAACGGUACUUAUACGUUACCGUUAUCGACUUCCCGAAGAUUUCAUUAAUGCUCACGUUCGCAAAUUACCGUUGCUUAGAGAGAUAUGUCUACGAGUGGGUGUACAAAUUGCAGCUCAAGGAUAUAAUUUUCUGAAAAAGAAGUCCAAAAAGAGGGUUACUACAUUUGUACCUGAUGACAUACUAAACCUUAUCCCAACAAUCAAGCAAGCAACACCCAAAUGUGCUUUUGCCGAAGAAACUUUUGAAACCGGAAAACUUAGUAUAGCACAAGGCAAUAGAGAUCUUGGUGUUGAUCUCAUGCUACAAUCGCUUGCAUUACAUGAGCAAAGUUAUGGGUUUCUACAUCCAGCAACAGCAAAAUGUUAUUCAGCGUUGGCUAU